Molecule: messenger RNA, 776 nt
Organism: Amoebophrya sp. A120
Lineage: Eukaryota; Dinophyceae; Syndiniales; Amoebophryaceae
Source: the annotation of a GenBank genome assembly
GCACUGCUCAAGAAGGGCACCACAACUACCCGCCGAUGAACCACAUGUACCCGCCUGGUGGGUACAGCCACCAGCAAAGUGGGGCCCCCUUGUUUCAUCAUGCCGCUGGUGGAAGUCCGCCAUCUGGAAGUCCAAAUGCCUCGCUGGUGCUCCCGCACGAACAUCAUAACCCGUCUAUAUUUGAGCAGUCCAGCAGCUUCAAUUCGUCGCAUGGUGAGUCAUCUUCUGCUUCUUCGGAGCUGCAGCAGUCCGCCUUUAGUACUACCUUCAGCAACGACCAGCAUCAGCAAUACCCAUGCAAAAAUUCAUCUUACGAUCAAAUCCCCGUUGCAAUGUCUGGUGCUCCGCUCCCUCCGAUGAACUCCUUCAAUAAUAUAUAUCAAAUGUAAAAGUGUCUGGGUCUGGAAGAGUCAUGCUGUUUCUGCAUGACACAGAAGGUCUGGCAUGGAAGCUCUAGCAUUACAGGUUUCGAGAAGCUUCCGCAAUGCCGAAUCCGCAUGACAAAUCCCCCACUUUGGUGACAGAGAGUGGGCAGCUUUUGCUACCCAUGCAUGAGAGAUUUUUCUGUGUUCUGAAAUGCGCAUCGGCAUCACAAGUUUGUAUUCUUCCAGACCCAGACCUUUUUGCAUUUGAUAUAUCCCGUAAUUUAACACAAUCGACCACUGCUGCUACUUUUCCCGAGCUGCCCGUCCCAGCUUCCCGGAACAGCCUCGCUUCGGGCAGUUCAAGCAACAGCCUUGCUUGUUUUGGCGCGCCGGAUGCAAGAUUGUUUUGCG